Danio aesculapii is the source of this 1188-nucleotide messenger RNA. It is a transcript of the gene borcs5, whose product is annotated as BLOC-1 related complex subunit 5. The record is from RefSeq and is a predicted model, not a curated record. Gene Ontology annotation, biological process: positive regulation of anterograde synaptic vesicle transport; organelle transport along microtubule; lysosome localization. The transcript has 5 exons. Gene Ontology annotation, cellular component: BORC complex; cytoplasmic side of lysosomal membrane; synaptic vesicle membrane. Bases 238 to 825 code for a protein of 195 amino acids. NCBI's taxonomy places the organism in Eukaryota, Metazoa, Chordata, Actinopteri, Cypriniformes, Danionidae.
CAUGAUUUUCAAACCGGAUGUUUCAUUUGCACUUCUGCACGACUGUAAUCUCGUUUUGCUUCGUUUAUAAAUGCUAACAAUUUCAAGUCUACGGUUAAAAUGUCUCAGAUUUAUCUAAGCUUCAAUGUAAAGCAUUAGCAAGUCGUUCAAUCAACUAGUCAAUACACAUUUAGACUGCAAAUAAACAGCUAAAAACAACAUCUAGGGAUUGUGUUGAUUGCUUAGGCGAAGUGCAUUAUGGGUGCUGAACAGAGUGGAGAUGCAGAUCAUAAACAUUCAGACUUCAGUGCUUCAGUUGUUCCCUCUCCAGCUAAGCAAAGAGCCAAAAUGGAUGACAUAGUAGUGGUUGCCCAAGGAACACAGUCAUUACGAAAUAUCCACAAUGAUCCUGAUGUAAUAAAGCUACAGGAGAUUCCCACCUUUCAGCCUCUUCUGAAAGGUGUUCUCAGUGGACAAACCUCCCCCAGCACUGUGUGUUUAGAAAAGCUGGAUUCGGCACAGGUCCUGCAGCUGUGUGUCCGAUACCAGGAUCAUCUACAUCAGUGUGCGGAGGCUGUUGCAUUUGACCAGAAUGCUCUAGUCAAGAGGAUCAAAGAGAUGGACCUGUCAGUGGAGGCGCUGUUCAGUAUCAUGCAGGAGAGGCAAAAGCGGUAUGCCAAGUACGCCGAGCAGAUCCAGAAGGUCAAUGAGAUGUCGAUGAUUCUGAGACGUAUUCAGAUGGGGAUCGACCAGACUGUACCACUCAUGGAGCGACUCAAUAACAUGCUGCCCGAGAGUGAGCGGCUGGAGCCCUUCAGCAUGAAACCUGAUGGAGAUAUCAAAUAAAAGGCUUAGUGUGUUGAUACUGAUUGACUUUGAUACUGAUUGACCUACCUCAGGUCUCUUCUGGUUGUUACCAAUGGAACGCGUCACUUUUGCACUGGAUGGCUUAUUGUAUGCCUGGAUCAGGUGUGUUCUGGCCUAAACAAAGUUACAUGGUACAAAUGAUGAAAUUAUAGUACUAAAAAUGACAAAUGCGUGUGUGUGUGUGUGUAUAUAUAUAUACACACUUAAUAGGCUUAAUUGAGUGCUCUUGAAGGGCAUGACAACAUUCAGAAUGCUAUUUAAUGAGAAGUCUUUAAUGUAUAUGAUGCUCUUGCACUUAAGGUUGUCUGCAGGCUCACUGUAAUUAAAGUUGUUGGCAUUACA